This is a messenger RNA of Nomia melanderi (Alkali bee), 7619 nucleotides long. RefSeq lists its product as uncharacterized. Gene Ontology annotation, cellular component: microtubule. Lineage: Eukaryota; Metazoa; Arthropoda; Insecta; Hymenoptera; Halictidae. The record is from RefSeq and is a predicted model, not a curated record. Gene Ontology annotation, biological process: microtubule-based movement; mitotic cell cycle. Gene Ontology annotation, molecular function: microtubule binding; ATP binding; microtubule motor activity.
UAAUUUGAUGGUUUUAUAUGAUGGUCAGGUGCCAUUCAAUCUUGUAGGAUAAAAAUGGUAUUUCUUGGAAUUUGUUGGAUUCGCUCUGGCGGUGAAUUAAAAAGAUUUUAGUGUCGCCAUAAUGUUUGCGCGAAGUUAUGAAUAUUUCUAUUCCGAUCACGUUCUCCUUUGGCGCAAUGCAUGCCCAAAUGGGCCAAUCUGGCCCCGGAGAAUUUGAAUUUAAAUGCGAGAUAAGGUAGUCGUCAUAUUAAUUUUCGAGUGACAGUUGCGAUCCGACGAGCGGCGUGUGAUGAGGUGGAGAGUUGUUGAUAAUAAUUUAAGAGCGAAGUAGCCUAUUAUUAAGAAAACCACGCUGCUUCGUUCAUAAUAUAAUUAAAGUAAACAUGUCGGACAGUAUCACAGUGGCAAUCAAAUUAAGACCCCCGAUCGAACAAGAAAAAGACGAGGACUCGUCGAUAGAAUGGAUUGUACAGGGGAACAGCAUUGUUUCUUUAGACCCGGAAACAAUAAAGCGAGGGAACAGCGAAUUUAAUUUUGAUUAUAUUUUUGAUUCGGAUGCAACCAAUUACAGUGUAUUUGACAGUAUUGUAAAACCUAUUGUUAAUGCUACAAUAAAUGGUAUUAAUGGAACAGUAUUUUGUUAUGGUCAGUAUAGGUCUGGAAAAACAUAUAUUAUGAUGGGGAACAAUGAAGAACCCGGAAUAAUACCACUUUGUAUAAGAUACAUCUUUAAGGCUAUUUCUAAUACUACUAGACGUGAAUUUUUGUUAAGAGUAUCUUACUUGGAAAUAAUCAAUGAAACGGUAAACGAUCUUCUGAAUAAAGAUGGAAUUGAUCUACAAUUACAUACAGAUGAUAAUAAACAUGUAGUUGUCAAUUGCAAAGAAGAGAUUGCAAAUUCAUUGGAUAGCAUGUUAUCUAUAAUGAAAAAAGGAAAUAGGAAUAGAAGGACAAGGGAAAUUAAUAAGAAUGAAUGUAUUAAAGAUCACAGGAUAUUUCAAAUUACAAUCGAAAGUCGUGAAAUUGACAAUGAUUCCACGAAUAAUGUACAAGUAUCACAAUUAAACCUAGUCGAUCUUGCUGGUUUUGAAUGUGCACAUGAAAUAGGUGUUAUCCAAGAACAACAAAUUGAUAAGUCACUUUCUUGCUUUGAGUACAUAAUUGCACAGCUGAGUAAAUCAGAAAAUGUACAGAAAGAUAUAGAUCCUUAUAACAGCAAAUUAACAGAACUUUUGGAAUCAUCGCUAGGUGGUAAUUCUUUGACAGCUAUAAUAUUUACAGUGAUACCUGUGUCUUCAGAAGAAACUUGUUUCACUUUAUCAUUUGCAAGUCAAGCUAAAAAUAUGAAAACCACACCAAAGAAGAAUGAAGUUACAUCUGACAUAUCGCUCCUAACACGUUAUUCUAAACAGUUAACUAAACUUCAAAGAGAAUUGCAGAAUCUAAGGAAUGGAAACUCGUCUGUGGACAUAAGACACAUAGAGCCUAGAUUGCAAGAAAAGUAUCAAAAUAAUUGUUUAUUAGAAGAACGUAUUAAACUGCUAAAAGCUCAAAUUGUUUCUGGAUGCGAUGGGAAUCGCGCGGAACUAUUUAAAUGUAAAUCUAGAAAAAGGCAAAGUUGGUGCAAUCCAGGAGCGUCCAAAUCGCAGUUGCCUGUAUUUCAAAAUAAAUCUGGUUUACCAACGAUAAAAGAAAUGUCUCCGGAGAAACCGUACAGAAAAGACAACGUGCAAUCCGUUGAGGUCACAAAUCAGAUAUCUGAGACAGCUUUUACUGAUUUCGAAAUAAAUUUAAUAGAAAGUAACGUGGACUCUGAUGCCAAAGAGAAGGCUAAUAAUGCAGAGGAAGAAGAUAUUGUAUUUCCAGAUGUGUUUCCUGACGAAUUUAAAGGUCAAAGCACAUGCAGAACACCAGAGAAACAAGAUUCAUGCGUACAAACAUCAAGCAAUCAAGGAUCUCCUACCACACCAAAGCAAAUUUUACGUAAGUACAUUUAUGAUCUGACCAAAGAUUUUAAUGAACUCCGGGAGUUUACAACUUUAGAGAAACAGUUACUGCGCGAAGAAGAUUAUUCCAAGACGCAUAGCAUGGAGGAACAAUUAGCAGAUGAGUGUGCUUCAUCUAAUCCUAACAAAAACGAAAUUUGUAUAUACUCCUCGGAUUUGAUGAUACAGUUAGAAGAGAAACGUAAGUUAUCAGAGGAACUUGAAUUAAAGAUUCAAGAACUGGAUGAAAUAAAACAUGACGUCCAAAGUCUCAAAUUGGGCAUAGAAACAUUGCAGAAAACUAUUUAUCUGCUAACAAGUGAAAACAUGGAAAUGUCCGCUAAGUUGAACGCUGAAAAGGAACGUUCGAAAGAAGCUGAGCUUAAUUUUAAGGAAACAAUUGACGAACUUUAUGCGCGAAUUGCAAAAGUCAUGGAGGAGAAGAUUCAUUUAGAAAGUAAUUUAACGACUGUAAACGAGCAACUGCGGUCUCUACGUUCAAAGGCGUCGGAAGUUCUCACCACCGAUCAGUUGCUCGUAGAAUGUCAUAAUAAAAUCGAUGCACUGGAGACAGAGAACAUUGAACUGGCCGCCAUCGUUGCCGAGAAAAACAAGGAGCUUGAAAACAUCAAAGAAAGCAAGUCGUUGUUGUACGACCAUGAAUGUAUUUACAAGGACAGGGUUGCACCCCUUACAGAAAAAAAUGAUAACUUGGUAUCCGAGAACAGCGAACUGUCAACCGACUUAAUGGAUAAAAUCGAAGAGAACGAAAUGUUAAGGAAGGAAUGUGAUAGCUUAAAGAACAAAAUAGCAUUAACGGAACAAGUGAAUUCUGAUGGAAACGAUGUAGAACAGUUGCGAUCAGAAAACAAUAUUCUGAAAGCAGAAAUAACGGAACUGAAGUUGAAGGUAACAAUGUUGUCGGAGGAAAAUGUAAAAAUUUCCAAUAAUUUGUUCGAGACCAUGGAGGACCUCGAUAAUUCGCGUCGUGAAAAAUUGGUCAACGCUUCGUUGUUUUCGUCUGAGCCGUUUAACAACUCCAUCAAAGCAGCCGAUUCCGCGGAGCAAGUGUUACUAGAAGAAGAUCGUGAAACUUUAGUUAGUAAAAUUGCAACGCUACAGGAGAAGGUCAAUCAUUUAACUUGUUUGAACACAAAGUUAAGCGACUUGAAAUUAUCCUCCUGUGACCAGUGUUCUCACUUGAGAAAUUUGAAGGACAGCCGUAGAGCGCUUAAGCUGGAGGCGAAAAUUUUGAAUCGUAAAUUGGAAGACCUGCAAAAGAAAUUUGAUCAGAAAUGCGCGGAUACCGAGGUAUUGAAAUUGAAACUCAAUCAGGAUUUGAAUUUAAGCUUCACCGACGGGAUCUUGAAUGCCAGUAUCACGGACGGGAUGAAUGUGAGCUUCAUCGAAGAGAAAGUUCAACAUCUGAACAAUGAACUGCAAUCGUUGAAAGACGACAACGACAAGUUAUCGAUAUUGUACAGGGAAAAGUGCGACGAGCUCGAAAAGCUCCACGAUGAAGUCGACGACUCGAAAAACGUGGACCCCAAGCCGAAGAAACACGUUGUUAAACAUGAAAGUAGGAUUGAGAAGAUUCAAACCAGCAUUGACCAAGUGAGAGACGAUAUAGACGAAUUGAAGAAGAACGGCAUGAACUUUACUUCUAUACUUAAUAAAUUUAAAACGGAAAAGGCAAGUUUAUUGGACGAAAUAAAUACAUUGAGAAGCAUGAAUGAGGAGCUCCAACAAAAAGUGUCGGACACCGAGAUAACGGCGGCCACGGCUGCAGAAAAGGCGCAGAUACUUGAAACCGAGUUAUUCAAUAUGAGCAAAGAGAUCGAACAGUAUUCUCUGAAGGAGAAAGAAAUACAGAGCGAGAAGUUAAUGUUAGAGGUAGAAUUAGAAAAUAAGGAUAUUCUUAUCACAGGAUUACAUAAAACCGUUGACGAGUUGAACGAAUGUAUUUCAUCUCUGAAGAAUGAAUUGGACUUAAUGACAAAUCAGAAGAAUGAGUUAACUGCUUGUUCAGAGACCAUCGAGCAAAAAUAUAAAGAUGAACUGGAACUGCUGAAGACAGAGUAUCAGAAAUUGGAGGUGGAAAAGAAGCAAAGCACAGAUUCAGAGAACCGUGCGACACUGUGGGCCAAUGAGUUGGAAACGGAUAUAGAGAAGCUACAGAUAGAUCUAGGAAGGCAAGAAAGUCUGUACAAAGAAGUCCAAGAGAAAGUUUCUCACCUGGAAAGUCUUUUGAACGAAAGUGAACACGAGAAGGAAAUUCUGAAACAAAAUUUGCAGACACUCGAGACUCUGUUAAUUGAUUCGAAAGAUAACCCACUGAAUAAGUAUAAAACGGAAUUCGAGUCUAUAAAGAAGUCCUAUAACCAGUACAUGAAAGAAUCUGAGAUCAAGAUAAGCAAAAUUAACGAGACAUUAAACAAGUAUGUUCACGAGAACAAUAAUAUAACGGCAGAGCUUGCAAAACUUCAGGAUAUUGAAUCGAAACUCCAGAAAAUGAAGGAAAGCAAUGAACACAUGAAAGAAGAAUUGAACACAGUCAGGGAAUCCAUGAUCAAAGAAUUGAAAUCGCUGAAACACAAAGUAAAUUCAGUGGAUUUUUUAAGUAAAACUGCAAAUGAAAUUUUCAUAAUUUUCCUGCAGACUAUUAUGUCCAAGGAAAAAGAUGUAAUUAAAACUAUGAGGGAAGUUUUUGAAAAGGACAAACAGCAACUGGUGGAUGAUAAAGGGCAGAGUGCUGAUGCAGAGAAACGUGCUAUAUUAUGGGCUAGAGAGUUGGAAAUAGAGAUUGAAAAAUUACAAGUAGAUCUGACUAAUCACGAAGCAAUGCAUAAACAACAACAAGAUGAGAUUUACGAAUUGAAGAAUCUUAUAAAGGAGGUUAAUUGCGAGAAAGAAAUGUUUAAAGAAAAAGUAGAAACGCUGGAAGCUGAUCUCAACAAUUUGCAAGCUGACAUUGACAAACAGUGUAAAGUGGACAAUCGACAGGAGGAAGAGAUUAUUCGUGUACAAAAGAUGGAGAAAGACAUGCAAGAAUUGUAUAAAAUUAGAGAAACUGAACUUCAGCAGAAAAUGAAGUCUCAGAAGGAGACUUAUGAGAAAAGAAUGGAGGAACUUAUGUGUACUAUAGAAUCCUAUAAGACGAAAAAUUUAGAACUGAAAGGUAACAUCGAAGGGUACGAGGCAAAUGAAAAACAAUUGAAAAAUAUUAUAGAAGCUAAUGCAUUAGAAUUGGAGAUGAAUAAUCAGGCUAUAAGUAAGAUGAACACUGAGUUUGAACAGCUCACGAAAGUCCAUAAAGAAAUAAAUUGUGAAGUACAACGAAAGGAGUCCCGCAUCGAAGAAAUGUCAGCACUGUUAAAAAGUAAAUGCGACAUUAUAUCUGAAUACAAAGCCAAGUUUGACGCCAUUAUGCCAGAUUAUGAAAUGCUGAAGGAUCAAACAGAAAAGCGGAAGGCGUGUAUAGAACAGUACAAGCAACAAAUAGGAGAAUUGAAUAUGGAGAAGAAAAAGCAGAUUGAAAUGCUUAAAGACAAAUUAAAUUCGGAGGAAAUAAAGAAUGUUGGUUUGAAUAAACAACUGCACGAAUUGAAUAAUAAAAACAUUGCUCUGGUGGAGGAGCUGGACAUCCUAAAAGAAAAAGUUCAGGAGCUACAACGCGCGAACGCAAAAUUAGAGAAGAAGAUUAGAAAUAGUACAAGUAAGAUGAAAGCUGAAGCAGACAUGGAAGAUUUAAGAGACACGAAUAAACGAUUACAAAAUAAUUUGGAAGGGGCGAGUAAUCGUAUAACAGAACUUCAGGAUUCUAAAAAUAAAGUUUUGAAAGAAUUGGUGAACUUGAAGAGUCAGUAUGAAUUACUGUCCCAAGAGAACACAGAGAUCAAGGCAACAUUAUCAUCGUACAAGUCUGGGCAAAAUGUGCCAAGUAGCUUGCAAGUGGAUAGUAGGUACGAUGCUCUGUUACAAGAAAAAAAUAAAAUUGCCUUGGAGUUGGAAGGCAAGACAUUGUUAUUGAAUCAGAAAGACAAAGAAAUUACAGAUCAUUUCAAUUUCGUACAAGAACUGACUGUCAAAAACGAAGAACUCGUUGAACAGUUGAGAAACCAUGCUGCAAUUAUACAUCACCGUGAGAAGGAGAUAUCCAGACUGAAAGAUAAAUUGUACGUCCAUCGAAUAGAAAGUAAACUAAUUAAUGAAUUGGAGGAAAAAGUGCGCACUCUUAAGGAUGAAAAUCAGAAACUUCAGGGGGAACUUGAUACAUGUAAAAUGGUUUCACAAAUUGAUAUAAAACAAGUGGAAGAGAUUAAAUUGCACAGUGAAAAAAUUUUCAAUACACUGUGGAGAGAAAACGUGGAAUUACAAGAGAAACUGGCUGAAUACGAAAAUAAAUUGGACUCGAAAAGUAGCAGUAGUAAUUCAAGAUGUAGUGCUAGUCCAGCCUUUGAAGUUAGCAGAAGAAGGUACAGCAGGAAUAAGGUGUUCAAUGAAAAAAGACAAAUUGAAAACCAAAUGUCCGAUGUAGAUAGCGAUGAAAAUAGAGAAACAUGUGAGAUAUUGCGAAAGAAAAUUCAAGAAUUAGAAUUGCAGAUAGUCUCGAAAACUGGACAAAUAGCAGCGUUGGAAAUUCAAAUCCAAAGCGAGAAUUUCCCUUACCAUCAGAAAUGUAAGGAACUAGAAGAGGUUUUACUGUCACUCCGUAAUAAAAAUGCAGAACUUAAUUCUGAAGUGAGGAACCUUCAGAGGGCUUUAUGUGAUAUUAACGCAUGGGAAUGCGACACUUGUAGAAAAUGGCGGAUAAAUAAGAGAGAUCAGUGUUGUCAAACUUCACUUGAUAAAACGUCAGGAUUAUUGACACUAAAUAAUGGACUAAUAAAUGAUCAUGCAAAAAUAAUGAAAUUAGAAAAGGAAAAGGCAAUAAUGAAGGAUGUGUGUCGGUUACGGUACCAUCAAAUAAAGGAACUCGAAGAUAAAGUAAAGGAACUUUCUAAAGGAAAUUAUAAUGGGCAAUAUAUUAAUUCUGCAGUAUUAAAUAAGCAGCUUAACUCGGAGAAAAAUAUGAAACUAACAAUGAAAGAGAUCGUUCCAGCUAAUUUAUUGGUGCUUAAAAAGCCUUCAAACUAUACAAGAAACAUAUGGAACAGUUCUUAAUAAAACAUGUUCAAGUCUUCCACAUGAGCUGCUUAAGUAAUGUACAAUAUUACAAGCAAGUAUUCUUAGACAUAUUCCUUUCUUCUAGUUUAAAGAUAAUGUAAAUAGUAAUAAUGUUAAGAAUAUUUGUAUUUUCGAGAAAUUCUAUUUUUGUACUUUCUUGUUAUAAUGUAAAUAACUGUAUUAAUUUUUAUACUGAUGACGUUAAGGAUGGCAACACGCGUAACAAUUUUCUCGCGCCAGCUUUAUAACUAAAUAUGAAAUCUGUGAUUCUCGAAACAUUCACGAACCGGUUGUACAAACAUUGAUACAUAAUAAAAUGUGCCAUGAGUUCAUUGUUCUCUCGAAUUUUCAUUUAAGUUCUACAAGUUAUGUAAUUAUGACAUGUAAGAUUAGUAAAAUGCGUUAGAUUUCAUUAGAGUUACGAUAUAUAAUUAAUUGAAAUUGUUAGACAACAAUUCCAUGUUUAAA